AUGACCGAGGGCGGUGCUCAAAUCUCGCCGUGGGCAUCCGCAUCAUUCACUUGCGCCAUGAGUAAUUCUAAAGCAGAUCAGCAAAAGGCCAUGGCGGCGGUACGCGCCCUUUUCGAAAAGUACGAUUUGCUUGAAGCUCGUAGACCGCAAGGCCAUUCAGACUUUGACCGGCAAGUCAUGGAAAGCCUGAAGCUGGUGGAUGCCAGCCUCGAUGGAAGCGUGACUUUUGAACUCGACAUGACACCAAACUUCUCCAACCUGAAUGAUGUCAUGCACGGCGGGGCCGCGGGCGUCAUAUUCGACAUGGCUACUACAGCCGCCCUCUGUCCGCUUGCCCGUCCUCGGUCCUGGGAAUUCAUGGCCGGAGUAUCGCGAUCGCUCAACAUAUCCUACCUCAAGGCAGUUCCGAUCGGUAUCAAGGUUCGACUGAACAGCAAAGUCAUGAGUGUGGGGAAGCAGAUGGCCAUGGUUCGUGGCGAAAUGACCAGUCUUGAUGGCAAGACGACGUACUGUACCGUAGAGCAUCACAAGGUGAAUGCACAAGUGUUACCCCAUCAUCAAAGCGUGGAAACACAGUGGGAUGAGGAAUUUGCAAGUGAGUGGAAAGCGAAAGAGGUGCAAAGCAAGUUGUAGAAGAUGUGAAUGCAUGGUACAUGUAAGUAACCAUGUGUUGUACACUAGAAUUACAAUACCCUGUGACGGUGGCGCU
Messenger RNA from Pyrenophora tritici-repentis Pt-1C-BFP, 709 nucleotides. RefSeq lists its product as uncharacterized. The record is from RefSeq and is a predicted model, not a curated record. Lineage: Eukaryota; Fungi; Ascomycota; Dothideomycetes; Pleosporales; Pleosporaceae.